This is a messenger RNA of Wickerhamiella sorbophila, 1335 nucleotides long. RefSeq names its product Intermediate cleaving peptidase 55. Gene Ontology annotation, molecular function: metalloaminopeptidase activity; manganese ion binding. Gene Ontology annotation, cellular component: mitochondrion. The transcript has a single exon. The record is from RefSeq and is a predicted model, not a curated record. The coding region runs from base 1 to 1335 and encodes 444 amino acids. NCBI's taxonomy places the organism in Eukaryota, Fungi, Ascomycota, Dipodascomycetes, Dipodascales, Trichomonascaceae.
AUGUCACAAGUCCGGGCACGAGCGUUGGGCCAGGCAUUUGCUGAAAAUCGCCCGCACUUGGUGCAAAAGGGCCACCUUACACCUUUGAUUCCACCGAGCGAGUUCGCGGAUCGCCGGGCUAAGGUUCUGCAGCACAUGAAGCCCUCGAGUUUGGCGAUUGUCCCGGGCAAUGUCGUUCAGUUUGCAUCGCCUUCGGUGUUCCACCCGUUUCGCCAGGACCCUACUAUGCAGUAUCUCACAGGCUUUUUAGAAUCUGACGCUUGCUUGCUUCUGCAUAAAGGUUCCGAUAGUUCGAUCGCUGAGGAGAUCUUGCUCGUAAACGAAAAAGACACUUGGGCCGAAAAAUGGGAAGGAGAUCGCACGGGUACAGAACUGAUUCCUGAGCUGUUGGGUAUCGAAACGGCGCUUCCUAACUCGAAGCUGCGCCAAACAGUCACCAGCUUGCUUGGGUCUGUGUCGACAGUGUACGCUGAUCUGAGUCCAAAGGCCACUGUCCGGGCAGGUCCGUUUUUCCAUCACGAGCUGCCGGCACUUGCUCAUAACAGUAAGGCAAGUGUGCGAGAGCUUUCAGAUUUGGUCAAUCCUCUGCGGGCCAUCAAGAGCGAGAAUGAAAUUGAUGCGAUGCGUAUGGCUGCCGAAAUCUCGGCAAUUGGUUACAACCGUGCGUUCCGUCAGGAGUUUUAUUCUGAGCAUCAGCUGCAUGCCUUCCUGGACUUUAUGUUCCGCAACAGCGGCGGUGAGUCUGAUGCUUAUUUGGCAGUAGUGGCUGGAGGUGCCCAUGCUUUGACCAUUCAUUAUGUUCGCAAUGACGACGUUUUGCAGCCCGGUGACCUUGUGCUUGUAGAUGCAGGCGCGCGAUACGGCGGAUAUUGUGCCGAUAUCUCGCGUACGUGGCCUGUCAAUGGGAAAUUCAGUGGUCCUCAGCGUGAUCUAUACGAGGCAGUUCUCAACGUCAACAAAGCCUGCAUUGAAAGGUGCACUGUUUCGUCGGGAAUGUCUCUCCACGAUAUUCACAGGUUCUCUGAAAAGCAAAUGCAAAUUGAACUCGCUAACGCCGGUCUAGAGUUGCCGCGUAGCUUAGUAUCGGUUGCCUACCCGCAUUCUAUCGGUCACCAUCUUGGUCUUGACGUGCACGACGUUAGUGUUCAGGGUCAGUUGGAAGCCAACAAUGUGAUAACCAUUGAACCUGGUGUUUAUAUUCCAUUCGAUGACCGGUUCCCCAAGGCCUACCAAGGAAUUGGUAUUCGUAUUGAAGACAACAUUGUUGUCGGUAUCACAGGCUACGAGAAUUUGACCAUCGACACACUCAAAGAGGUUGAAGAGGUACAGAGAUGA